Molecule: messenger RNA, 544 nt
Organism: Stegodyphus dumicola
Lineage: Eukaryota; Metazoa; Arthropoda; Arachnida; Araneae; Eresidae
Product: coiled-coil-helix-coiled-coil-helix domain-containing protein 2-like
Biological process (GO): mitochondrion organization
Cellular component (GO): nucleus; mitochondrion
Source: RefSeq, a predicted model, not a curated record
AUUUUUGGUUUAUUUUUUCUGAAUUGUUAAGAUCUGGUUCAAGGCCGUCAAGUAAUGUGCCAGCUCGGGCUCCUCCUCAGCAGCCUGCUCCAGCUGCCCAAGCUCCUCCUCCCAUGGCUGCUCCUCAACAACCUGGAAUGUUUGCCCAAAUGGCAUCAACAGCUGCUGGUGUGGCUAUAGGUUCUGCAGUGGGCCAUACAAUAGGCCAUGCUUUAACUGGUGGUGGUGGAGCUGAGGCCCCAGUUGCGGCAGCAGCUCCGACUGCUCCAUCCCCAGCUGCUCCGGCUCAAGGAGGCCAAACUAAUGCAUGCCAGUUUGAGUUCAAACAGUUUUUGGAGUGUACUCAAACCCAAUCAGAUAUUAGUCUGUGUCAAGGUUUUAAUGAAGUUUUUAGGCAAUGUCAGCAAGCAAAUGGCUUGGUUCCUCCUAUGAAUUAAUUAUCUAGGCCUUAAGGGUAAUACAGAAUGAAAAGUAAUAGAAUUUGGAAUUGCUAGUAAUUGAUGUAGGACUUUCACUGAAUAAAAUUAUUGUAAUAAAAUUGAAA